Messenger RNA from Sinocyclocheilus anshuiensis, 1054 nucleotides. It is a transcript of the gene pla2g12a, whose product is annotated as phospholipase A2, group XIIA. The record is from RefSeq and is a predicted model, not a curated record. The transcript has 4 exons. NCBI's taxonomy places the organism in Eukaryota, Metazoa, Chordata, Actinopteri, Cypriniformes, Cyprinidae. Bases 284 to 865 code for a protein of 193 amino acids. Gene Ontology annotation, molecular function: A2-type glycerophospholipase activity; calcium ion binding. Gene Ontology annotation, biological process: arachidonate secretion; lipid catabolic process; phospholipid metabolic process. Gene Ontology annotation, cellular component: extracellular region.
UCCAGUAGGUGGCGGAGAUGCAGCUCGAGUAAGUGUGCCAAACUUCAUUCAAUAGAAAAGUAGUAGAAGAAGAACUUCGCUCAUUUAUCAACAAGAAGCCGGUGCUUUCGCCGACGUGGACUUGGUUUAAUAGUACUUAUUUAUUAUUAACUAUUUCUAGUAGUAAUAACAACCUUAUUAUUAACAUAUCUAUUUAAUCAUGUGGGUUCUCUUUUUGGAAACGUAAAUAAAACUUUACCGAUAGACUCUAGAGUUAGCCUGUCAAAGUGGGAUUUGUUGAACUAUGCCCUGUCGUGUUAUCCGCGUUACACUGCUGCUCUCUGUUGGGAUACUGAUUCAUGUGACUAAAGCCGAUGAGUUUACUGAAGAAAUUAAGCCUCCAGACUGGAGAAAGACUCUAAAAUCCAUCCGGAACGGGCUUCAAAAAAUAGACAAAUACCUUAACGUGGCUUUAGACCUGGUCGGAGGUUCAGACGGACGCUGUAUCUUUAAGUGCAAUGACGGAUACACACCAGUUCCUCGUCCCAGCUACAAAUCACCAACACCCAACGGAUGCGGAUCCCCACUGUUUGGAUUUCAGUUUGAUAUUGGGCUCCCAUCAAUGACCAGAUGCUGUAAUGAGCACGAUCUGUGCUAUGAUACCUGUGGAAGAGAGAAAAAUGACUGUGAUAAGCAGUUCCAGGUCUGUCUGGAGACCAUUUGUAGUCAUUUACAAAUGACACUGGGUUUGUCCCAAAGUGUUCAAGCCUGUGAAUCAGCAGUGACUUUGCUCUUUGAUACUGUGAUGCACUUGGGAUGUAAGCCAUACCUGGAUAGCCAAAGAUCAUCCUGCAUUUGCCACUAUGAGGAGAAGGCUGAUCUGUGAACAGCUGAUAGGUUUAUGUAGAGGUUUGAUUGUUUAUUGUCUCAGGGUACUGCAAGAUGCAAUACAAUUUGUUUCUUCACUUUGUAUGCAUUCAUUGCAAUGUCAUAGUUAACGGUGUAUUUUGUAAUUACAGAAAAAUUUAAAUUAUUUAAUAUGAUUAUAAAUGUAUACAUACUGAUGUGCCUUAUA